AGGUCCUCCGCGAGCUUCCGUCUUUUCUAUUUGUGUACGAGAGGAGAAGCGGACGACGGAGAGCGGACUGUUGUUCUUUGAAGCCGUUGCUUUCGCCAAAUUAUCGAGUUGGAAAUUUGAAUGCUCGCUGUUUUUAUUGGCCAGGACUAUUCAUACAGAGAUGUCGGACGACUUGAUGAAGCAGUUAAGCAGCUACAAAGCUCAGCUGCAGCAAGUGGAAGUUGCCUUAUCUACCGAUCAAGACAAUGAAGACCUCCUAAAACUCCAAAAGGACUUACAGGAAGUCAUCGAUUUGACUAAAGACCUCCUGACCUCACAGCCCAGUGAAGGUGCUUCCAGCACUAAUGGCUUAGAGACAGUCCCCACGAAGCACAGCUGGAAAGUGGGGGACAGGUGUUUGGCUGCAUGGAGUCAGGACGGACAGGUGUAUGAGGCGGAGAUUGAGGAGCUAGACCGAGAAAACGGCACUGCAGCCGUCACCUUCACUGGAUACGGAAAUGCUGAAGUGAUCCCUCUACAGAACCUCAAAGCAGCAGAGGAGGGGAAACGUUCUGAUGAAGACGGGAGCUUAAAGCCUAAAUCAAAGAAAGAGCAAAUAGCAGAGCAGAGAGAGUAUAAGAAGAAGAAAGCCCAGAAGAAAGUGCUGAGGAUGAAGGAGUUGGAACAAGAGAGGGAGGAACAAAAGUCCAAGUGGCAGCAGUUCAACAACAAAGCCUACUCAAAGAACAAGAAAGGACAGGUAAAGAGGAGCAUAUUUGCAUCUCCAGAAAGCGUGAAUGGAAAGGUGGGAGUGGGAACGUGUGGCAUUGCAGACAAGCCUAUGACCCAGUACAAUGACACGUCAAAAUACAAUGUCAGACAUCUAAUGCCCCAAUGACUUAAUAUAUUGUGUACAUAAAAAUUCACUGUAUAACAGCUGUACCAGUGCUUUCCAUUGUGUUUAUACAUGAUUUAAGUUUCUCAAGUAAAGAAAAGUUGUAAUUGUUUACACACCAUUGUUAAAAUAUUGAUAUCGAUGUAGUUUUCUUAUAGGGACAACAACAACGAAGAAUUUCCCUGCACUAGAACAAGGUCAUUCGUUGUUUAAGAACGGAGUUGUGUUUUAGAAAAGCCAAAAAAAUUGCCAUUUGUCUGCGGGUUCCACCGAGGCCGAACUCCUGCUGAGGUGUGUAUAAAUAUACACCUGUAGAUUUGGUGUUUAAAUUUGAGGCUGCAUUUUAAACACUGGCCAGUUCUUGGUGUUUCUGAACAUUAAAAAUGGUGUUGUGUGUAUAUAUAUAAAAUGGUGAAAUAAACAUUGUUUUGUUUUCAGUUUUUUAAAGAA
Scophthalmus maximus (turbot) is the source of this 1324-nucleotide messenger RNA. It is a transcript of the gene smndc1, whose product is annotated as survival motor neuron domain containing 1. Gene Ontology annotation, molecular function: RNA binding. The record is from RefSeq and is a predicted model, not a curated record. NCBI's taxonomy places the organism in Eukaryota, Metazoa, Chordata, Actinopteri, Pleuronectiformes, Scophthalmidae. The coding region runs from base 161 to 877 and encodes 238 amino acids. The transcript is spliced from 6 exons. Gene Ontology annotation, biological process: regulation of alternative mRNA splicing, via spliceosome; mRNA processing. Gene Ontology annotation, cellular component: cytoplasm; nucleus; precatalytic spliceosome.